Dentiscutata erythropus is the source of this 270-nucleotide messenger RNA. Lineage: Eukaryota; Fungi; Glomeromycota; Glomeromycetes; Diversisporales; Gigasporaceae. The record is from the annotation of a GenBank genome assembly.
CCAUCAGGAGAAGAGCUCGACAGAGACGAAAAGCAAUUAUAUCGAGUAGCAAGAAAAUAUUUCGAAAGAACUGAAUUGGAAAACUGGAGUGUUCAUCAAUUUUUAGAGUUUAUAGAAAGAAAAGGUGGCAAUAAUUUUUCACUAUCAGUCCAAAAAGAAAUUUUCAUCCUGUGGUUAGAAACUUAUUUACGAGAAGAAGUUAUUACCGCUAGCAAAUAUUUGAAUCUUCUUAAUGAAGCAAGAUCUAAAGACAUUGAACAUCUAUAUUAA